AGACGGUUGCCAAGUUAUAAUUUACUUUUCAUUGUUUUUCUGUUGAGCUUAUCAACAAUACGCAUGCACUUUGUACCGGCGAUACAAAAGAAACGGCGUUUAACUAAAGAAGCGGCAGUUUGUGACGGAAAAAAUAACAAAAUUUCAGUUGGCCAAGCCAAGAGUACGCAAUCGGACAAAGGAAAAACUUGUUUCUUAUUUAAUCUUAUUUAAGUGGAACCUACACACAUUUUCUCUAAAGCAUGUCCUCGCCAAAUGGAGAGUUGCGGUUUGAUGGACGAGUUGCUGUGGUGACCGGAGCGGGCGCGGGUCUUGGACGUGAAUACGCAUUGCUAUUAGCGGCGCGUGGGGCAAAGGUCGUUGUAAACGACUUGGGAGGCACCCAUGUGGGCGAGGGUGCCUCACAGCGUGCCGCAGACAUUGUGGUCGAUGAGAUUCGCAAGAAUGGAGGCGAAGCUGUUGCCGAUUACAAUUCAGUCAUUGACGGUGCAAAGGUCAUUGAUUCAGCCAUCAAAGCCUUUGGACGUGUAGAUAUACUCAUCAAUAAUGCCGGCAUUUUGCGUGAUCGCAGCAUUGUGAAGACAACGGAUCAGGAUUGGGAUUUGGUGCAUGAUGUUCAUCUAAAGGGCAGCUUUAAAUGCACGCAGGCCGCCUUUCCCCACAUGAAGGCACAAAAUUUUGGCAGAAUCAUAAUGACAUCGUCAAAUUCUGGUGUCUAUGGUAAUUUUGGACAGGCGAAUUAUUCCGCAGCCAAGCUGGGAUUAAUUGGCUUGGCGAACACGGUUGCCAUCGAAGGACGAAAGAAUAAUAUAUUCUGUAAUGCAAUUAUUCCUACGGCAGCCAGUCGCAUGACUGAAGGCAUUCUUCCUGACAUACUCUUUAAUGAACUGAAGCCCAAGCUGAUUGCUCCGGUCGUGGUUUACUUGUGCCACGAGUCAUGCGAGGACAAUGGUAAUUACAUUGAGAGUGCUGCUGGAUGGGCCACAAAAGUGCACACAGUUCGAGGCAAGGGAUCAGUACUCCGUGCUUCUUUGGAUGAAACAGUGACGCCUGAAUUUGUGAAAAAUGUUUGGUCUAAGGUGACAGACAUGUCGCAGGCUAAACAUGUUGAUAAUAUGGCUCAAGCAACGGGCGCUUUGUUGGAGGUGCUGGAGAAUUUGAAGAGCGGCGAAAAGGAUGUGAUUGAAGACACCUUCGCAUUUACUAACAAGGACCUCAUCUUGUAUGCUUUGGGCAUUGGAGCUUCAGUAAAAAAUUCGAACGACUUGCGAUUUUUGUAUGAGAACGAUAGUGAUUUCUCAGCAAUUCCAUCGUUCUUCGUACUACCUGGCCUUCUACUGACAAUGUCAUCGCCAUUGGUGGGCAAUGCAUUGCCCCAAAGCGGCGCUGAUCUGUCCAAUAUUUUGCAUGGCGAGCAAUAUUUGGAAAUAUGCGAUGAUCUACCACUCGAUGGUCAACUGGUGACCAAAGGAAAAGUGUUUGAUGUUAUGGAUAAGGGAUCCGGAGCCGUUGUUGUUACUAAUUGCGAGACAUUUGACGAGAACGGACGUCUGCUGGCGAAAAAUCAGAGCUCCAUAUUUGUUGUUGGUGCCGGAAAGUUUGGCGGCAAGAAGGAACCCAUAACUGGUGUGGUACCUUUAGGCGUUACUCCCAAGCGUUCGCCGGACUCAUCGAUCCAAUACACAACAAGCCUGGAUCAGGCUGCUCUGUACAGGCUUUCUGGAGACUUGAAUCCCUUGCACAUUGAUCCGAACUUUGCCAGAGUGGCUGGCUUCAAGACACCAAUUUUGCAUGGACUCUGCUCCCUUGGAUUUUCAGUUAGAGCCGUCUUAGCGAAAUAUGCCGACAAUAACUCAUCGCUAUUCAAGGCAAUCAAAGUGCGUUUCGUGGCACCCGUAAUUCCGGGACAAACCUUGAAGGUUGACAUGUGGAAAGAAAAUACACGCAUUCAUUUCCGCACAUCGAUCGUGGAGACUGGUAAAGAUGUCAUUACAGGCGCCUAUGUCGACUUGAAGAGCUCUAAAGCAAAACUUUAAGCAAUCUGAAAUGUUUGUUAGAACCCCGGGACGUCUAUUUUGUAUUCGACACUAUAUGUUAUGUAAUAACACUAUAGGAGAAAUUGGUUUGGGAUUGUUAAAUAAGCGUAUUAAUAUAUAACCACAAGAUAAUAUGAAAUAAUA
Scaptodrosophila lebanonensis is the source of this 2180-nucleotide messenger RNA. RefSeq names its product peroxisomal multifunctional enzyme type 2 (gene Mfe2). Gene Ontology annotation, molecular function: oxidoreductase activity. The transcript is spliced from 3 exons. NCBI's taxonomy places the organism in Eukaryota, Metazoa, Arthropoda, Insecta, Diptera, Drosophilidae. The record is from RefSeq and is a predicted model, not a curated record. The coding region runs from base 243 to 2036 and encodes 597 amino acids.